Messenger RNA from Sceloporus undulatus (fence lizard), 1284 nucleotides. Its product is annotated as C-factor-like. The record is from RefSeq and is a predicted model, not a curated record. The transcript is spliced from 8 exons. Lineage: Eukaryota; Metazoa; Chordata; Lepidosauria; Squamata; Phrynosomatidae. Bases 379 to 1158 code for a protein of 259 amino acids.
AACUACCUCCGUGGGGAGGCUUUGCAGGGACUGAAGGCUGAGGAGAGGCGGGUGCUGAGGCUGCGCUUUCCUUUGUUGGGAAUGAGAAGUGCCUCCCUUGACUGAAACUGGAGGAGUGAGCCAUUUGCUGACUCCAGGCACCAGACUCCUUUUGGAGCACUAUAAUUACGCACCAUUGAAGUCACUGCGCCAUUAGCAGAGCCGUGUUGUAUCCAUCUCUUCAAGGAGCCAAGUACUUAUGGCAGUGUGGAAACCGUCAAUGAAACGCAGAGCAGCAACAAGAGAGACACAAACCCGUGUGGUGUUGAUGGCAGAUGAGAAGAGUCCGUGAAGUGCCAGCGAUCCCUCUGCCACUUCUCCAGACGCCAAGCAGCAGCCAUGGAAGACUUCAAGGUGCAGAGCGUGCUCCUGACCGGAGGUGACCGUGGCAUCGGCCUGGGCUUGGUGGAGGCCUUCCUGGGGCUGCCACAUCCCCCCCAGCUCCUCUUUGCCACCUGCCGGCAUCCAGAUGGGCCCGGAGCCCAGGCCUUAAAAGAAAUGUCUCGCAGGGGAUCAAAAGGCUGCACUCUUGUUGUCCUGCAACUUGACGUCACUGACCCAGAGAGCAUCAAAGCAGCUGCCCAGAAAGUGGGGGAGCAGGUGGGCGGCAGUGGCCUUAACCUGCUCAUCAAUAACGCCGCCAUUGCCUGUGACACAACGCUUGAGACGGAAGAUGCCCAGAACAUGGCGGCUGUCUAUGCCACCAACACCAUUGGGCCCUUGCUGAUGUGCCAGGCGUUCAUGCCUUUGCUAAGGAAGGGGGCCUGGACCAGCAACCAGUGUAAGAUGAGCUGCAAGAAAGCAGCCAUCAUCAACAUAUCCAGCAGCUAUGGCUCCCUCUCGCUUGUGGACAGCUGGGGCUGGAAGCAAGACGUUGGCUACCGUUGCAGCAAGGCGGCGCUGAACAUGCUCACGCGGUGCCUGGCCCUGCGUUAUAGCAUCUGUGGGAUCCUCUCCGUUUCGCUCCACCCGGGGGGCGUGAAGACUGACUUGGGGGUGGAACAGGAAGAAGUGAGUCUGGCAUCCAGCGCAAGAGGGAUGGUAGAGGUGCUCUCCAGACUUUCUGCCCAUGACAAUGGCACCUUCCUGGACUGGAAAGGGCAGGUCAUCCCUUGGUGACAGAUCCAAAGACCGGAGAUGGGGAGACCCUCUGCUUGCCCCAGUCCUGGGGAGGAGGGUGCUAAGCCCCUUUGGUGCCCUCUGAGGAGAAGGGCAGGGAGGGGGCAAUGGGGGAAUUAAAGGAUC